AGGUAGCUGUCCUGGCUUGAGGUUGAAAUGUGAGAGGCUGCGGGCUCCUGGCGGCGGCGUCUCCCUUAAGUGGCGAAGACUGCUGCGAGGGCGGUGCGGACACGGCCUGGGGGCUCCUUCGGUGGCCGGCCGUGUGAGCCGCGGGAUGAGGAAGCGGACCGACGCCGUCGCCUUGGAGCAUGAACGCUGCGUCGCCUUGGGUUCGUCCUCCCCCGGCUCGACUGCCGCGGUGCUGGACGCCGACUGCCGCCUGAAGCGCAACUUGCGCUUGGCCGGCAAGGGGCCAGCUGAGACGCGCUGCACCGCUGACGAGGGAAUGAAGCGAGCGUUAGGCAGGCGAAAGGGAAUGUGGUUUCGACUGAGGAAGAUACUUUUUUGUGUUUUGGGGUUGUAUGUUGCCCUUCCAUUUCUCAUCAAAUUAUGUCCUGGGAUACAGGCCAAACUGAUUUUCUUAAAUUUUGCUCUGCAGGUGUCUGGAUAUACAAGUCUGGAUACUGAUAGAAACUUGGAAGUCGCCGGCCAAAAGGGAAUUUCUGCUCAAAAGAGGAACAGUAGAAGAAGGAACAGAAAUAUGAGGGUUCCCUAUUUCAUUGACUUGAAAAAACCACAGGAUCAAGGUUUGAAUCACACCUGGAAUUACUACCUCCAGCCAGAGGAAGACGUGACCAUUGGAGUCUGGCACACUGUUCCCGCUGUCUGGUGGAAGACCGCCCAGGGGAAGGACCAGAUGUGGUAUGAAGAUGCCUUGGCUUCCAGUUACCCUAUAAUCCUGUAUCUGCACGGGAAUGCAGGCACCCGGGGAGGUGACCACCGAGUGGAGCUUUACAAGGUUCUGAGUUCCCUUGGUUUCCACGUGGUCACCUUUGACUACAGAGGUUGGGGUGACUCAGUAGGCAUACCAUCAGAGCGGGGCAUGACCUAUGACGCACUCCAUGUUUUUGACUGGAUCAAAGCAAGAAGUGGAGACAACCCUGUGUAUAUUUGGGGCCACUCCCUAGGCACUGGAGUGGCAACAAAUCUGGUGCGGCGCCUCUGUGAGCGAGAGACACCUCCAGAUGCCCUUAUAUUGGAAUCUCCAUUCACUAAUAUCCGCGAAGAAGCCAAGAGCCACCCAUUCUCAGUGAUAUAUCGCUACUUCCCUGGAUUUGACUGGUUCUUCCUCGAUCCCAUUACAAGCAGUGGAAUUAAAUUUGCAAAUGAUGAAAAUGUGAAGCACAUCUCCUGCUCCCUGCUCAUCCUGCACGCUGAGGAUGAUCCAGUCGUGCCCUUCGAGCUUGGCAGAAAGCUCUACAACAUUGCUGCACCAUCUCGAAGCUUCCGAGACUUCAAAGUUCAGUUUAUCCCCUUUCACUCAGACCUUGGCUACAGGCACAAGUACAUCUACAAGAGCCCUGAGCUUCCUCGGAUACUGAGGGAAUUCUUGGGGAAGUCUGAACCUGAGCUCCAGCAUUGAGCUCACUGCCCGAAGGAGCAUGAAGACCUCUGCCUUCCUCCCUGUUCCCCUUACCAACCCAGCACCCUGGAGCCCGGGUGCCAGCGUCUACAGUGCACCUGAAAAGAGUACUCAGAUGCCAGCUAGGGCAGGCAGAAGCAGCAUCGGCAGGCUGGUGGCCAGGAGCAUGGAUCUUGUGGAAACAUGAGUGGCAGGCACAUGGCUCUCUCUUCUUGCUGCCGUACAACCUGAGCUCUUGUUGGAAAGACAGUGAUACAGCACACUAGCCAUGGGCUGGUCAAUCCUACACUUCCUGAGCUGAACAUGGAGAAUGGGGCAGGAGACAUAAGGUCUUGGGACCAAACUGAGCUUCCCAGGACCACCCACAAGAAUGUGGGGAGACUUGGGUUCUUCUGUUUCUUCCCAGCACAUGCAGAAUGGUUCCAUUGUCCCCUCCUGCCCUGUGCACCCCAUUUGCCUUCUCCCUGCCUCCCUAGGCAGACCCUACUACCCACAGUGGGGGGAAGUGCCUAUGAUCUGCACUUUCUCUGCUUUCUGCCCACCUGUCUGCCUAACCUGGCCCUAGACUGAGCAUUUAAUAAAAUUGUGG
Molecule: messenger RNA, 2042 nt
Organism: Pteronotus mesoamericanus
Lineage: Eukaryota; Metazoa; Chordata; Mammalia; Chiroptera; Mormoopidae
Gene: ABHD12
Product: abhydrolase domain containing 12, lysophospholipase
Exons: 14
Coding region: 146-1453 (435 amino acids)
Biological process (GO): monoacylglycerol catabolic process; phosphatidylserine catabolic process
Cellular component (GO): endoplasmic reticulum membrane
Molecular function (GO): phosphatidylcholine lysophospholipase A1 activity; monoacylglycerol lipase activity
Source: RefSeq, a predicted model, not a curated record